AUUGUUUGAUAUUUGUUUUUUUUCACCUUGCAUAAUAUCUUACCGGAAUCUUACUACCAUGGUAGCUUGAGAAACAAUGCUGUGGAUAUUCAGAGUCAUUAUGUUUUAACUGGUAUCAUACUACUUUCAGUGUAAGAAUCAAAUGCUUAGGAAAAUAUAUGUUACAAUUCAUUUUUGCUAUCUUGCAGGAUAUAGUAGGAACCCUCAAACAGAAGCUUUCUUGCAGUUUCUAGAACUUCCUUAUAUUCUUGAUAACAACACAUCAGAAUCAAGGGAACAAACCCGUAGUCCGGCUUCCUUUGUUUCUACAGGUGUAGGUUCCUUUGACCAUGACAGUGACGUGGAUGAAAUAGAAGAACUUGCUGAAGCUCAUGAUGCAGAAACCCAGGAGGAAAUUUUAUAGAACUUUGGAAAUCCCUGGGUAUUCCACCAAGAACCAAGUUAAUGUCGUUAUCGGCUUCAUUGAUACCGAUGGAGCUUAUUGCCAAAAUGAGGAAUCCGUUUAUUGUGGAGUAUAAAGAUUCUUGGGUAGAGAAGGGCUGCUAUGUAUGCAUCAUUAUUGGUUAUUGUGAAGGAGGAGACAUGGCAGAAGCUAUAAAGAAAGCAAAUGGUGUUCUUUUUUCCGAUGAGGUUGUAGGAACUCCAAGUUAUAUGUGCCCUGAGCUUCUUGCUGACAUACCUUAUGGCUCUAAGUCAGACAUUUGGUCCUUGGUCAGGCCCUCAUCAAAAGCAUGCUGCGGAGAAAACCCAGAACUUCGGCCGAGUUUAUUUCCUGUUCUUUAUUCUUUUUUUUACACUUUCCGAAAAUGUUUUACGUAGGAGAAACAUUAAUAUAAGCAUACGAAUGAUUUGCCAUUGCCUUAGAUAAUCUAAAUGAUUCCUAAUUCAUUAAUUAGGACUCAGCUAGUUGUGUUUGUUCUAGCUAAUAUAUUGCCAUUCAUAGUCAUCGGCAUAAGCCUUUUCUAGUAAGUUUCUCUAAUAAUUUUAAAUCCCUGUAAUGUAUCUUCCAAAAUUCGAAGCCAAGACAUUUUUAAGGUACUUAUUGGUUUUAUGUUUCAAUUGGAUUUAACUUUUGUGGCUUUGUAUAUAAGGUAGUAAUUUUUUGAUUGAGAAUUGUGAA
Molecule: messenger RNA, 1120 nt
Organism: Camellia sinensis
Lineage: Eukaryota; Viridiplantae; Streptophyta; Magnoliopsida; Ericales; Theaceae
Source: RefSeq, a predicted model, not a curated record